GCGCUCCCCCGCGGGCGGGCGGCAAACCCUGAGCCCGGCACCUGCGCGCCGCUCCCGCCGCGGCGCCGGGGCAGCUCCGCUCCCGGCGACCCCGAGGUCCAGCGGCGAGCCACUUGCUGGUGCCGCGGAGAGACCCACGGCCCCCGGCCCUUCGCCGAGAAGCGGAGGCGCCCGGAAAGGGCCGCGCGCCGUGAACUGAGCAGGCGUCUCCGGGAGCACUUCUGCACACCGAGGGCUUCCAUGUGAGCGAUUUCGCUCUCCCCCUGACCGCCCCGUCCUCCCAGCCGUCCCGCUGCCGGAGCAUCCGCGCUGCGGGGCCAGGAGCCUCUGGGCUCCCCGCCGGCCGUCCGGAGUGUGAGGCUCGCACGGCCCCCGGCUGCCCCGCGCCUCGCCGGAGCCCGAGGGGGCGCGGGUCCGGGGCGAGGGCCGGCCGGGCGUGUUUGAUGGCUUCACUGAGAAGAGUCAAAGUGCUGCUGGUGUUGAACUUGAUCGCGGUGGCCGGCUUCGUGCUCUUCCUGGCCAAGUGCCGGCCCAUCUCGGUGCGCAGCGGGGACGCCUUCCACGAGAUUCGGCCGCGCGCCGAGGCGGCCAACCUUAGCGCGCACAGCGCCAGCCCCAUCCAGGAUGCGGUCCUGAAGCGCCUCUCGCUGCUCGAGGACAUCGUCUAUCGGCAACUGAAUGGCUUAUCCAAAUCCCUUGGGCUCAUUGAAGGUUAUGGUGGGCGAGGCAAAGGGGGCCUUCCUGCUACCCUUUCCCCGGCUGAAGAAGAGAAAGCCAAGGGACCCCACGAGAAGUAUGGCUACAAUUCCUACCUCAGUGAAAAAAUUUCACUGGAUCGUUCCAUUCCGGAUUAUCGUCCCACCAAGUGCAAGGAGCUGAAGUACGCCAAGGAGCUGCCCCAGAUCUCCAUCAUAUUUAUCUUUGUGAACGAGGCCCUGUCGGUGAUCCUGCGGUCAGUCCACAGCGCUGUCAACCACACGCCAACACACCUGCUCAAGGAGAUCAUCCUGGUGGACGACAACAGUGAUGAAGAGGAGCUGAAGGCCCCCUUGGAGGAGUAUGUCCACAAACGCUACCCUGGGCUGGUGAAGGUGGUGCGCAAUCAAAAAAGAGAGGGCCUGAUCCGAGCUCGCAUCGAGGGCUGGAAGGUGGCCACGGGCCAGGUCACUGGCUUCUUUGAUGCCCACGUGGAAUUCACCGCUGGCUGGGCCGAGCCGGUUCUGUCCCGAAUCCAGGAGAACCGGAAGCGAGUGAUCCUUCCGUCCAUCGACAACAUCAAACAGGACACCUUUGAGGUGCAGCGGUAUGAGAACUCGGCCCACGGCUACAGCUGGGAGCUGUGGUGCAUGUACAUCAGCCCCCCGAAAGACUGGUGGGACGCCGGAGACCCCUCUCUCCCCAUCAGGACGCCAGCCAUGAUUGGCUGCUCCUUCGUGGUCAACAGGAAGUUCUUCGGUGAAAUCGGUCUUCUUGACCCUGGGAUGGACGUGUAUGGGGGAGAAAAUAUCGAACUUGGAAUCAAGGUGUGGCUCUGCGGGGGCAGCAUGGAGGUCCUGCCUUGCUCACGAGUGGCCCACAUCGAGCGGAAGAAGAAGCCUUACAACAGCAACAUUGGUUUCUACACCAAGAGGAAUGCCCUCCGGGUUGCGGAGGUCUGGAUGGAUGAUUACAAGUCUCACGUGUACAUAGCGUGGAACCUGCCACUAGAGAAUCCGGGAAUUGAUAUAGGUGAUGUCUCCGAAAGAAGAGCCUUGAGGAAAAGUUUAAAGUGUAAGAAUUUCCAAUGGUACCUGGACCACGUGUACCCAGAAAUGAGAAGAUACAAUAACACCAUUGCAUACGGGGAGCUUCGAAACAACAAGGCGAAAGACGUCUGCUUGGACCAGGGGCCACUGGAGAACCACACAGCAAUAUUGUACCCGUGCCAUGGCUGGGGGCCCCAGCUUGCCCGCUACACCAAGGAGGGCUUCCUGCACCUGGGCGCCCUGGGGACCACCACACUCCUCCCCGACACCCGCUGCCUGGUGGACAACUCCAAGAGUCGGCUGCCCCAGCUCCUCGACUGUGACAAAGUCAAGAGCAGCCUGUACAAGCGCUGGAACUUCAUCCAGAAUGGAGCCAUCAUGAAUAAGGGCACAGGGCGAUGCCUAGAGGUGGAGAACCGGGGCCUGGCUGGCAUCGAUCUCAUCCUCCGCAGCUGCACGGGACAGAGGUGGACAAUUAAGAACUCGAUCAAGUAGCGGGGUUGGGGGGGAGCAGGGGCCCCUAGAGCCUGGGCCCCGGCCCGGGGUCUGCCCAUCUUCUGGACCAGCCACACUGGUAGAGAGACAGCAGGAAGCCAGCAGGUGCUCGGUGGGCCUCCUGGGGCUUCUCCAGAGCAACACAGGGGCCCCGGAUGGAGACUUGGUGUCCCCCCUUUGGCGCUCAGCAGCCAUGAAGCCUAUGCUCCCUGGAAAAGCCCCGCACCCCUCCUCUGGAAACCCAGGAGCCGUGUCUUCUGCCACCUGGACGCGGACCGCGUACCAUGGAGUGAACCCCCAUGUCCUCUGCGUCCUCUCCCCAGCCACUCGCAAGACUGGGACUCGCAGGGGCCCCUCUUUCUCAUCUCUUGCAGCAGCAGCUUUUGAAUGCCACCCCCAGGCCUCAACAGAGUGGGGGGUGGUGCUCAGCCGCAUCCUGUCUCCCUCUUCUUGGAAGAGGCCCUUGAGACUCUGUGUCCCUCGACAUUGCUUCUGCCCAGAUGCCCAUUUACAAGGCAGCCUCCACCCCCAACCUUUCCAUCAGAUGGACAGCCCUGGACUUUUCUGGACCCUCCCUAAGAUGGCCUGGAAGGAAUUAAUGCUUCCGUGGUCACCCCGUGGGGCUCUAGGCUCCGGUGUUCCUGGGCCA
This is a messenger RNA of Odobenus rosmarus divergens (Pacific walrus), 2889 nucleotides long. It is a transcript of the gene GALNT17, whose product is annotated as Williams-Beuren syndrome chromosome region 17. The record is from RefSeq and is a predicted model, not a curated record. Gene Ontology annotation, cellular component: Golgi apparatus. NCBI's taxonomy places the organism in Eukaryota, Metazoa, Chordata, Mammalia, Carnivora, Odobenidae. Bases 444 to 2240 code for a protein of 598 amino acids. The transcript has 11 exons.